Lizanozyma spartinae is the source of this 846-nucleotide messenger RNA. RefSeq names its product Hmx1p (gene HMX1). NCBI's taxonomy places the organism in Eukaryota, Fungi, Ascomycota, Pichiomycetes, Serinales, Debaryomycetaceae. Gene Ontology annotation, biological process: heme oxidation. Gene Ontology annotation, molecular function: heme oxygenase (decyclizing) activity. The record is from RefSeq and is a predicted model, not a curated record. The transcript has a single exon. The coding region runs from base 1 to 846 and encodes 281 amino acids.
AUGAGCACGAAACUUGCAGAGUCCGAGAUCCUCCCCUUAGCCAAUGAUGUGGGAGCAUUAGGUAACAGAAUCAACCAUAGUACCAGAGCUGCCCACAAUAAGAUAGACAAAAUGAUGACGAUUAAGUUUGCCAUUGCAUUAAGAGAUCCCAGAAUAUAUAGACAAGGGUUACAGAGUUAUUAUCAUGUGUUUGCCACUAUUGAAGAGUGUCUUGCUCGUGAGAUUGCCCGGAAGACCAAAUGGUCUGAUAUUUUACAAAAGAUAUGGAAGCCAGAAAUCGCUAGAAAGGAAAGAUGUGAAGCAGAUUUGCUUUACUUUUAUGAUGGCCAUAAGGAGAAGUUUAUUGAGCCCAUAAUGUCUGAACAGAUCAAAUUUGUUGACCAUAUUAGAACUGUGACUGCUGAGAAACCCUACCUUUUAUUAGCAUACAUGCAUGUUAUGUAUUUGGCGUUGUUUGCAGGAGGUAGAGUGUUCCGGAGUUCUAUUGUUAAGGCUGCUGGUCUUUUCCCCCGGAAGGAUGGCCAUUCCCAUGAUAACUUUUUGGAAUUGGGUGGCAAUUUGUUUACCUUUGACGUGGAAGAUGAGCAGCUCUUAAGAUUGAUCUAUAAGCGGGAUUAUGAGAUCUUGACAAGAAACAAUUUGACAGAAGAUGAGAAGCUUGAGAUCAUCAGCGAAUCACAGCUUAUCUUCCAACGGAAUGCUGAUUGUAUUUCUGAAAUCGAAAGACAUAACUUGGAAAAGUUUAGAGGGAAAAUAUCAUAUCAAUUGGCCAACAAUAGUAACUAUUUAUUGAUCAUCAUUGUGGUGUUGAUACUUGUGUUUUACGGGAGAAGAUACUUUAAGUAG